CCUGACAGAAACUGAGCAGCACCAGCGGCACAAACUCCAGAUCAGCCGCUCAGGGGUCCUUCACCUCAGUGGGACGUUGAUGUAGGGUUAAAAGCAGGACAGUUUGAUGCAGAUUGCGGAAGUGACCUUUUUCAGAACCUUAAGUUGCAGCUUUUGGUGGAGACGAUAGUUGUGAUAGUUGAUGUUUUAUAUGACGCGAGGAGGUGUUUGAGCAUUUGUAAUUAAAGAGGAAGUGCAGGGAGAAAAAAUGGAGGAGCACAAUAAUGUCAACUUCAUGAGACUCCUGUCAGAUGAGAGCACUCAGUCCACCGUGUCGUCGGACUCCUGUGAGUACUACCAGACAGAGAUAUUUGAUCAGCUGCCCAGCAUCCAGGCCAGCAGGCCAGAGCAGGACAGACAGGGUUCAUGGGAGACAUGCGAGGCCUACCAGGGCGGCCCAGAAGCAGGGGAGAGGAUCAGCCAUGGCCACCUGUCCAGAGACAAGGCAUCUACACAGCCACUCAGGAACCUGGUCAUGUGUAUUCAAGGGAAGAGAGACGCCAGGGACAGGAGGAAGAUGCAAAUCAGCAGUAUUGGUUUUUGGGAGUCCUGGAGGCGGAGCCAGAGCAUCAACAGAAAGAGGGUUUGGGCGCAGAUGAGAGGAUUUCUAUCAGGCCUGUUGCCAUGGCAGCAAAAACUCCGUGCCAUCGAAGGCAGGUUUGGAGUUGGUGUGAAGUCGUACUUUGUGUUCCUCAGAUAUCUGGUUUACCUGAACUUUCUUCACUGUGCUCUCAUCUCGGGUUUUAUUCUGGGGCCUACGGCAUUUUAUGGCCGGAGCAACAGCAGUGAACCUUUGAAGUUUGGAGGCAAUGACUCUGUUUUGGAUUUCUUCCUGGGAUCGGGCUACCUGGAUCGUUCCCCAGUCUUCUAUGGUUUUUAUACUCGUGGUUCCCUGAAUUUGAUGUGCCUGAAUACGCCUCUGCUGUACCUCGCUGGAGUCCUCAUCAUCCUCUUCAUCAGUCUCAUCAUGGUGGUCCGUCGGACGACGGUUGGCUACAAGCACACCUGGAUGCUCGGGAAGCGUUACAGUAUGAACGUGAGCUAUAAAAUCUUCUGUGGUUGGGACUUCACCAUCCAGGACCCUGCUGCUGCUACUCUCAAACACAGCUUCAUCAGAAACGAUCUCAAGCUGUUCCUGGAGGAGCAGAAUUUCUCCCUGCGUGAGUCUCAGAGGACGCUCAGACAGAGGGUGCGUCUCUACCUGCUCAGGUUUGUCCUCAACCUGCUCGUUCUGUCUCUGCUGGGUGGAGCCUUCUACCUCAUCUACUUCGCCACCAAAACAUCAGAUUACAAGAAUGGUUACUGGUUGGUCAGUCUGGUGCUCCAGUACCUCCCUCCCAUCACCAUCACCUUUGUCAACCUUGUCCUCCCCCACAUCUUCCAUAAGAUCUCAUCUUUUGAAGACUACUCUUUCACCAUGCAGGUCAAUGCAACACUUGUGAGGAGCAUCUUCUUGAAGCUGGCCUCACUGGCGAUCUACUUAUUUUUCCUCUUCACAACAACAGAACGUCAGCAGAAUCCUUCCCAUUGCAGGGAGAACAGGAUUGGUCGAGAGAUGUACAAGCUGUGUAUCUUCAACUUCCUCGCAACUUUCUGCAACGCCUUUCUCAUGAACUACCCCAGGAAGCUGGUGCAGGAGAAGUAUCCUUUAUCGUUGCUGGCCCGGUUGUCAGGGAAACAGCGCUUCCUGAUCCCUUUCAAUGUGUUGGAUCUGGUGUAUGGUCAAACAGUGUCCUGGGUGGGAGUCUACUACUGCCCUCUGCUGCCUCUGAUAGGAACUGUCACACUGAUGGCCACCUUCUACAUCAAAAAGUUCACAGUCCUGCGGUGCUGUGUGGCAGAGCAGAGGAUGUUUCGUGCCUCCAGCUCAUCCGUUUUAUUCCACUUCAUGUUGCUGCUUGGCCUCUUCAUGGCUGCAGCCGCACUGGGCUUCAACCUCUACCAGCAAGAAGCUGCACUGAACAAAAACAUUUCCUCCUGUGGUCCUUUUGGAAAUGGAGAAACUCUGUUUAACGUGACAGGAGUGUGUAUGAACAGUCUGCCAGGCGCCGCACAGACCACUCUCCGCUACCUGGCCUCUGAGGCCUUUGCCCUGCCGCUCAUACUGGCUGAGAUUAUAAUCUUAACCUCAUAUGUGUCACGGGGACGAGCCAAUCAGAAGGCCAUCGAGAGACUCAAAGACAUGCUGGUUAUGAGCAGCUCAGAUAAGCGUUUCCUGGUGAAACAGCACGCCACGAUGCUCAGACGUCAGAGAAACCCCCUCAGAGUGCGUUCUGCACCCAUCAAAGAAGGCCCCCCUCCACCACUGGAAAGACCACCCCUCCACGGAUGCAAACUGAUUAGAGUCCUCAAGCUGUCAGGCCCGUUCAUCCACAGACACUUGAAAAUAAAGCCUAGCUUUGGCUGA
This is a messenger RNA of Epinephelus fuscoguttatus (brown-marbled grouper), 2446 nucleotides long. It is a transcript of the gene tmc8, whose product is annotated as transmembrane channel-like 8. Lineage: Eukaryota; Metazoa; Chordata; Actinopteri; Perciformes; Serranidae. The record is from RefSeq and is a predicted model, not a curated record. Gene Ontology annotation, molecular function: mechanosensitive monoatomic ion channel activity. Gene Ontology annotation, cellular component: plasma membrane.